UUGAGUUGCUGACGGGAAGGAGAAGCCGGAGCUCCAGCUGCGCCGCAGGGCGGCAGUCACAACUGGAACCAGACCCACCGCUAAGUCACUGAAAGAUCAGAAGUGAGAACUACCGGCUGCCGAUCGGCGGGGCUGGACCCCCGCUCGCCUUCUGGUUCAUCAUGUCGCGAGGCUCCAUCGAGAUUCCCCUCCGGGACACUGACGAAGUUAUUGAACUUGACUUCGAUCAGUUACCGGAGGGGGAUGAAGUUAUCAGUAUUCUGAAACAGGAGCACACACAGCUGCACAUAUGGAUUGCUUUGGCGCUGGAAUACUACAAGCAAGGAAAAACAGAAGAAUUUGUAAAAUUGUUGGAAGCAGCUCGUAUAGAUGGUAACUUGGACUAUAGAGAUCAUGAAAAAGACCAAAUGACUUGCUUGGAUACAUUGGCGGCCUACUAUGUACAACAGGCUCGGAAGGAAAAGAACAAGGACAAUAAGAAGGAUCUUAUUACACAGGCAACACUGUUGUAUACGAUGGCUGAUAAAAUUAUAAUGUAUGAUCAGAACCAUUUGUUGGGAAGGGCCUGUUUCUGCCUACUUGAAGGUGACAAAAUGGAUCAAGCUGAUGCACAGUUUCAUUUUGUACUCAAUCAGUCUCCAAAUAAUAUUCCAGCCCUUCUAGGUAAAGCUUGCAUUUCAUUCAACAAGAAGGAUUACAGAGGAGCUCUUGCUUACUACAAGAAAGCAUUACGCACUAACCCAGGAUGUCCAGCGGAAGUUCGUUUAGGAAUGGGUCAUUGCUUUGUGAAGCUUAACAAACUGGAGAAAGCUCGUCUGGCAUUCAGCAGAGCCCUGGAACUCAAUUCCAAAUGUGUGGGAGCAUUGGUUGGACUGGCUGUUCUAGAACUCAACAAUAAAGAAGCUGAUUCCAUCAAAAAUGGUGUCCAACUUCUUUCAAGAGCCUAUACUAUUGAUCCUAGUAACCCUAUGGUGCUGAACCACUUGGCAAACCACUUUUUCUUCAAGAAGGAUUAUAGUAAAGUCCAGCACUUGGCUCUCCAUGCAUUCCAUAAUACUGAAGUGGAGGCAAUGCAGGCAGAAAGCUGCUAUCAGCUGGCUAGAUCGUUCCACGUUCAAGAAGAUUAUGACCAAGCUUUCCAGUACUACUAUCAAGCCACACAGUUUGCCUCAUCCUCUUUUGUAUUGCCAUUUUUUGGUUUGGGACAAAUGUACAUUUAUCGAGGAGACAAAGAAAAUGCAUCUCAGUGCUUUGAGAAAGUUUUGAAAGCUUAUCCUAAUAAUUAUGAAACUAUGAAAAUUCUUGGCUCUCUCUAUGCUGCCUCAGAAGAUCAAGAAAAACGAGAUAUUGCGAAGGGCCACUUGAAGAAGGUCACAGAACAGUAUCCUGAUGAUGUUGAGGCUUGGAUUGAGUUGGCACAAAUACUAGAACAGACCGAUAUACAGGGUGCCCUUUCAGCCUAUGGAACAGCAACAAGAAUCCUUCAGGAGAAAGUACAGGCUGAUGUCCCUCCGGAGAUUCUGAAUAAUGUGGGUGCCCUCCAUUUUAGACUUGGAAACCUAGGCGAAGCAAAGAAAUAUUUUUUGGCGUCAUUGGAUCGCGCAAAGGCAGAAGCUGAACAUGACGAACAUUAUUAUAAUGCUAUUUCUGUUACAACAUCAUACAAUUUAGCAAGGCUGUAUGAGGCAAUGUGUGAAUUCCAUGAAGCAGAAAAACUAUAUAAAAACAUCUUAAGGGAGCACCCUAAUUAUGUUGACUGUUAUUUGCGCCUAGGAGCCAUGGCCAGAGACAAAGGAAACUUUUAUGAGGCUUCAGAUUGGUUUAAGGAAGCUCUUCAAAUUAAUCAGGAUCAUCCAGAUGCUUGGUCUUUAAUUGGUAAUCUUCAUUUGGCUAAACAAGAAUGGGGUCCAGGUCAGAAAAAAUUUGAGAGGAUAUUAAAACAACCUUCCACACAAAGUGACACUUAUUCUAUGCUGGCCCUUGGCAAUGUGUGGCUCCAGACUUUGCAUCAACCCACUCGAGACCGAGAAAAAGAAAAGCGUCAUCAAGAUCGUGCUUUGGCCAUCUACAAACAAGUACUCAGAAAUGAUGCAAAGAAUCUGUAUGCUGCUAAUGGAAUAGGAGCUGUGUUGGCCCACAAGGGAUAUUUCCGUGAAGCUCGUGAUGUAUUUGCCCAAGUGAGAGAAGCAACAGCAGACAUCAGUGAUGUGUGGUUGAACUUAGCACACAUCUAUGUGGAACAAAAGCAGUAUAUCAGUGCUGUUCAGAUGUAUGAAAACUGUCUCAGAAAGUUCUAUAAACACCAGAAUACUGAAGUUGUACUGUAUUUGGCCCGGGCCCUCUUCAAGUGUGGCAAGUUACAAGAAUGUAAACAGACUUUGCUGAAGGCUAGACAUGUGGCGCCCAGUGAUACAGUUCUUAUGUUUAAUGUAGCUUUGGUGCUGCAAAGAUUAGCUACCUCUGUCCUGAAAGAUGAAAAGAGUAAUCUGAAGGAAGUACUUAAUGCUGUGAAGGAACUGGAGCUUGCACACAGAUACUUCAGUUACUUGAGUAAAGUGGGAGAUAAAAUGAGAUUUGAUUUGGCUCUUGCUGCUACAGAAGCCAGGCAAUGCUCUGACUUACUAAGUCAGGCCCAGUACCAUGUGGCCCGGGCACGCAAACAAGAUGAAGAAGAACGGGAAUUGCGGGCCAAACAAGAGCAAGAAAAAGAGCUAUUGAGGCAGAAACUUCUUAAAGAACAGGAAGAGAAACGUCUCCGAGAAAAGGAAGAACAGAAGAAACUUUUGGAACAGCGGGCCCAGUAUGUAGAGAAGACGAAAAAUAUACUUAUGUUUACUGGUGAGACUGAAGCAGCAAAGGAGAAAAAAAGAGGCGGUGGUGGUGGCCGGCGUUCUAAGAAAGGAGGAGAGUUUGAUGAAUUUGUCAAUGACGACACUGAUGAUGACCUGCCUAUGUCCAAAAAGAAGAAGCGGAGGAAGGGCAGUGGUAGUGAACAAGAAGGUGAAGAAGAAGAGAAUGGUGAGAGGAAGAAGAAAAAGAGGAGAAGACCCACAAAGGGAGAAGAAGGGUCUGAUGAUGAUGAUACAGAAAAUGGCCCGAAACAGAAAAAGCGCCGCCCACUAAAAGCAGAGAAGAAAAAGACUCCUAAGCCAGAACGUCUACCUCCUUCAAUGAAAGGGAAAAUAAAAUCCAAAGCCAUAAUAUCAUCGAGUGAUGAUUCUUCAGAUGAGGAUAAACUUAAAAUUGCUGAUGAAGGACAUCCCAGGAACAGCAACAGUGACUCCGAUGAAGGUGAACAAAGGAAGAAACAUGCCUCAUCAGAAAGUGAUUCCGAUGAGAACCACAACAAGUCUGGCAGUGAGGCCGGCAGUCCCCGGAGGCCCCGCAGACAGCGGUCAGAUGAGGAUUCAGACAGUGACCAGCCAUCCAGAAAGCGAAGACCCUCGGGUUCUGAGCAGUCUGACAAUGAGUCUGUGCAGUCAGGAAGAAGCCGCUCAGCAGGUUCUGAGAACGACUCUCGCCCUGCUUCCCCAAGCGCCGAGUCAGAGCGGGAUUCCGAGAGAGGAUCUGAUAAUGAGGGUUCUGUCCGAGGCUCAGGAAACGAAUCAGAACCAGAAGCAUCCAACAAUGAGGCUUCAGAUCGGGGCUCAGAUCAUGGGUCAGAUGAUAGUGACUAGGUUUUAUUUCAUAAAUAAGCUUCAUCUCUGGAGGAAGUUUUUUAAUAUAUGAAAGCUGUGAUAAAAAUGUUUCAGAUGUUUAGUCAAACAAUUGUGAAAUUUUUAAGACAGUUUUUUUUUUUUUCUGUUUGUAUAUUACUUACUAAGCCCCAAGAGACAUUUCCUGUGCUAGAGUCCCACCUUUGAGAAUGCCUCAUGCAAACAAGACUCUUCUUCAUUGUGGUACAAGUUUACCUAUCAUAUGUGAAAACUGCAGUAAAAAUAAAACCUAUGCUAACUCAUUCCUAUACUGAGGUUUGAUUGAUAUUAUGGCAAUGUCUUUUCUUUGUUAUGUUAAGCAGCAUAAUACUGUUUUGAUUUUUAUUGUAAUCUUUUACCAAGUAAUGUAAGAAACUUGGUGUUAACAAUGUCUUUGUUCCAUUUUGAUAAUAGAUGGAGAAUGUUUUCAUUUUCUGGAGAAAGCAGUGUCUACUGUAUAAUUGUACCAAAGUAAAAAUGAAAAGACGGUUUUGUUCAAUAGUUAAUGCUGCAGCCAUGUAGAUAAAACUAAAAGUAUAUAAAGUGUUAGGUUGAAAAAGAUGUGGAAAAAUACUUUUCUGUUAGUAGAACGCAAAGUCCUUCCUAAAUUACAUAAUAAAAUCCCUUUACCAA
This is a messenger RNA of Chrysochloris asiatica (Cape golden mole), 4328 nucleotides long. RefSeq names its product CTR9, Paf1/RNA polymerase II complex component (gene CTR9). The coding region runs from base 162 to 3677 and encodes 1171 amino acids. The transcript is spliced from 25 exons. Gene Ontology annotation, cellular component: Cdc73/Paf1 complex. Gene Ontology annotation, biological process: regulation of DNA-templated transcription. Gene Ontology annotation, molecular function: RNA polymerase II complex binding. Lineage: Eukaryota; Metazoa; Chordata; Mammalia; Afrosoricida; Chrysochloridae. The record is from RefSeq and is a predicted model, not a curated record.